Molecule: messenger RNA, 2769 nt
Organism: Rana temporaria (common frog)
Lineage: Eukaryota; Metazoa; Chordata; Amphibia; Anura; Ranidae
Gene: LRRTM1
Product: leucine rich repeat transmembrane neuronal 1
Exons: 1
Coding region: 905-2563 (552 amino acids)
Molecular function (GO): protein binding
Source: RefSeq, a predicted model, not a curated record
CAUGACCAGCUUACGACACUCAGUGUGCAAGAGGCGCCUCUGCAUGCUUUAGCAACAUACUGGCUGAGCUGAAGAAGAGAAGGAAUCCUUAGCUUGUCUGCUUUCUUUUAUUUAUUUAUUUUAUUAUUAUUAUAAUUUUUUUUGCUCUCUUUUUUUCUUCGCUUUAAACGUCAACUAAUCAACUAGGCGCAGAAGAGGGGGACUUAGCGGAAUGAAUCUACGGUCUUCUGCUCAGUGACUGGAUGGUGAUCUGUCCUUUUCUUUCUUUUUUUUUUUUGGUGGUUGCUUCUGGCGAACGAUUAUUUCAGAGAUGGACACUGAGCAGCCUUGCCUGAUGCCGUGGAGAUCUUAGCGAAGAGAGUUUGGAGUUCUUUCCGGAAUGACACUGUAAUCACCGCAGAGGCAAAAAGGACGGACGUCGAAAAGAAAAAAAAAAGAGGGGGAUCAAGCUCCUUGUUGUGCAACUUGAAGGUCCUACAAGUCGGCUACAAAGGUAACCGGACCCCCACCGUCACCACCACCGCCACCCCCCCCCCUCUUCUUCCCUUUCAGCUCAUUGAGAAGGAGCAAAGGGGGGAUAUUGUAAGCCUUGCCAGCCUUCGCAAAAGGCUAAAAGCUACUGUAUGUCUGUACACAGAGGGGUCUUUUUUAAGCUCGGCAUAUAAUUAACCCAAAACACAAAGGAAGCAGCUGAAUGGAGCUUGUCACUCUCUGGAAAAGGGUGGGUAAGAUACUUUUUUAAUUAAAUUCUUUCAUGAAGAAAGAUAUCCCCCCCCUCCUCGACCACCACCCUCUCUUCUGCAGCAUUUAUCAUGAACAAAACCCAAUCACCUUCCAAUUUGCAUCACCUUUAAUGCUGCCAAGAUUUCUGCAUGCUGAAAAAAAAAAGUCCCUCUGUUGACCUAUGACAUGUAUUUCACUGAAAUAUGAUGUAGAAGCCGCAGACAUUUUCAAUGGACAUUCUCGGGAAAAACUGGAACCGUGUUUGCUAAUGGAUUUCCUUCUCAUUGGUCUCUGUUUAAACUGGAUGCUGAGAAAGCCCCCUGGGUUAAUACUGUGUGCAAUGGGCAUAUUUGUUAAAAUGCUUCCACUGGUGAGCAGUGGCUGUCCCAGAGUGUGCCGUUGCGAGGGCAGGUUCUUGUACUGCGAGUCACAAAAUGUCACAGAGCUGCCUCGCAACCUAUCGGGCGUGAUGGGCUUGUCGCUGCGGUACAACAGCUUGACGGAGCUGCAAGAUGGACAGUUCACUGGGUUAAUUCAACUCACGUGGCUCUAUCUGGAUCACAAUCACAUAGACACAAUAGAGGGGGAUGCCUUUCAAAAAUUGCGUAGGGUCAAAGAACUCACACUUAGCUCCAACAAAAUCACACAUCUAGCGAACCAUACUUUCCGACCCAUGCCAAACUUGCGCAGUGUGGAUUUGUCAAACAAUAACAUACAGUCCCUGGCACCGGAUCUGUUCCACGGGCUACGCAAGCUGACGAGUUUACAGAUGCGCCACAACGACAUCAAGUUUGUGCCAGUAAGAAUUUUUCAGGACUGUCGCAGCCUCGAGUUUCUCGACUUGGGAUACAAUCAGUUGAAGAGCCUGGCCCGCAACUCCUUUGCGGGCUUAUUCAAACUUGCAGAACUUCACCUGGAGCACAAUGACUUAGUGAAAGUUAAUUUAGCUCACUUUCCCAGGCUCCUCUCGCUACAUUCUCUCUUUAUGAGAAAGAACAAAGUCACCAUAGUGGUGAACUCUUUGGACUGGGUGUGGAAGCUCACCAAAAUGGAUCUAUCUGGGAACGAGAUCGAAUACAUCGAACCUCAUGUUUUCGAAAGUGUACCUCACCUGGAAUCCCUACAGCUCGAUUCCAAUCGCCUCACCUAUAUCGAUUCUAGAAUCCUGAGUUCUUGGAAUUCUCUCGCCAGUAUCACCCUGUCCGGGAACAACUGGGACUGUGGGCGUAACGUCUGCGCCUUGGCCUCUUGGUUGAGCAACUUCAAAGGUCGCUAUGAUGGCAACAUGCUUUGCACCACCCCUGAGUAUGCCCAAGGAGAGGAUGUUUUGGAUGCUGUUUAUGCCUUUCAUUUAUGUGAGGACCCUACUGAUCCAACUAGCCCCAAUGCCAUCAUCACCUUCUUUAACAACAGUGACAAAAACGCCCAUAACAAUCCCACCAUGACUACCGCCACCUAUGACGUCCAGGAUACCGAAGGGGAAAAAACUACGGACAUCUUGAUGGCUACUCUACCCAGCGAGCUUACGGACAACACCAUCCAGAUUCACAAGGUGGUCACCGGGACUAUGGCUCUGAUUUUUUCCUUUCUUAUUGUGGUUUUGAUGUUGUAUGUUAGCUGGAAGUGUUUCCCAGCCAGCCUCCGGCAGUUGAGGCAGUGCUUUGUGACACAGCGUAGGAAGCAAAAACAAAAACAGACUAUGCAUCAGAUGGCUUCUAUGUCUGCCCAGGAAUACUAUGUUGAUUACAAACCCAAUCACAUCGAAGGAGCCCUGGUAAUUAUUAAUGAAUAUGGUUCUUGUUCUUGUCACCAGCAACCUGCCAGGGAAUGUGAGGUGUGACCAUGUCUUUCACAAAAAAAACAAAAACAAAAAAACAACAAAAAAAGGGAUUUAAAACACUGUACAACCAAAUAACGAUGGCAUAUAGACCAGCUGAAGAGAAUAUUUUUGCACCUCUUGACUUGAUACUCAAAGGGGAAUCUAUUGAAAAAAAAGAAUAAAUCAAAAACUUGACCUUUUAGCUUUAUUGUGUCUUAAAAAAAAAA